AUGAAUAGUAUAACAGUUGGAAGAGGAGUUGCUACGCGACUAUUGGUCAGCCAACAAACACAACAAAUAACCAGAUCAUAUCUUAAUAUUGGAACUACAUCAAAAUCAAAGGGAAAGAAACCAAAGGUUGUAAUCUUAGGUUGUGGAUGGAGCAGUUAUGCUUUCCUCAAAAGAUUAUCAUCAUCAGAUUAUGAUAUUACAUUGAUAUCACCAAGGAAUCACUUCCUGUUCACACCAUUGUUGGCCAGCACAUCGGUUGGCACAUUGGAGUUCAGGUCGAUCGCUCAACCAAUUAGGUCGUCAAAGGAUGACUUUGAUUAUUUGCAAGCAGAGUGCACUGCAAUUGAUCAGGAGGCCAAGACCGUACAAUGCAUAUCGACCAUCCACGAUCAGGUGCCAUUCAGUGUCAAAUAUGAUCAUCUGAUCGUUGGCGUUGGUGCCAGGAACAACACAUUCAAUAUACCAGGUGUCGAGAAGUAUGCCUUCUUCCUCAAAGAGCUCAUCCAAGCCCGAUCCAUCCGUCAGCGCAUCAUCUACUGUUUCGAGAUGGCAUCACUACCCGAUGUCACGCCUCAAGAGCGUAGGAAGUUACUAUCAUUCGUCGUCUGUGGUGGAGGUCCCACAGGAGUUGAGUUCUGUGGCGAGCUGAACGACUUGGUGAUGGAGGACUUGUCAAGAUGGUUCCCAAAUGUACCAAUGAAUGAAGUCAAGAUAACGUUGUUGGAGGCGUCCAACACGAUAUUGAGUGCGUUUGAUCAGAAGUUGGUAAAGGCUGCAUUGGAGAACUUUAAGUCAUCGGGUGUGGAUGUCAAGACGAACGCCCCAGUCAAGGAGGUGCAUGAUGGAAAGGUUACAUUGUCGGAUGGCUCCGAGAUACCUUUUGGCCUGCUGGUGUGGUCGACUGGCGUGGCGCCACAGAAGCUCAGCAACGCACUCAGCUUUGAGAAGGACAAGCAGGGCAGGAUAAUGGUGGACAAGUAUCUAAAGAUCAAUAAUGCCAAGGAUAUAUACGCGUUUGGCGACUGUUCCAACGUGGACAACCUGGCACUGCCAGCCACGGCACAGGUGGCGCAGCAGCAAGGCUUCUACCUGGCCGAUCAAUUCAACAAUAUUGCCAAGAAGCGACAGAUCAAUCCAUUCGUCUAUCACUACUUUGGUAUUCUGGCGUACAUUGGCAGAAAGUCAUCGCUAUUCCAAACAUCCAAUGUUCAAGCCAGUGGUUUUGCAGCCUGGAUAGCCUGGCGAUCAGCCUAUCUCACACGUCUUGGAUCACUGCGUAGCAAGUUACAAGUACCAUUUGAUUGGGCACGUACCCUUGUCUUUGGACGUGACAUUACAAACUUCUAA
This is a messenger RNA of Acytostelium subglobosum LB1, 1347 nucleotides long. RefSeq lists its product as hypothetical. Bases 1 to 1347 code for a protein of 448 amino acids. Lineage: Eukaryota; Evosea; Eumycetozoa; Acytosteliales; Acytosteliaceae. The record is from RefSeq and is a predicted model, not a curated record. Gene Ontology annotation, molecular function: NADH dehydrogenase activity. The transcript is spliced from 3 exons.